Messenger RNA from Branchiostoma floridae (Florida lancelet), 1633 nucleotides. RefSeq names its product zinc finger protein 525-like. Gene Ontology annotation, molecular function: RNA polymerase II cis-regulatory region sequence-specific DNA binding; DNA-binding transcription factor activity, RNA polymerase II-specific. The transcript has 3 exons. Bases 265 to 1104 code for a protein of 279 amino acids. Gene Ontology annotation, cellular component: PcG protein complex; nucleus; transcription regulator complex. Gene Ontology annotation, biological process: negative regulation of transcription by RNA polymerase II; regulation of cytokine production; regulation of immune system process. The record is from RefSeq and is a predicted model, not a curated record. Lineage: Eukaryota; Metazoa; Chordata; Leptocardii; Amphioxiformes; Branchiostomatidae.
ACUGUUGUUUCGCAAGGGUAAUCAGGUAUAUACACUUUGACCUCUCCACACCGGAAAUACUGACCCUUGAAUCAGCUUAUCCGCCAUUUUCAACAGCGACACGGAGAUCAAUGCUCUCCAUCUAAGUCUAUUUUGAGGUCAAUUCAACGUUUUAUUGACUCAGAAACUAUCCCUAAACUCUGCCGUGAGGAUCUGUGUCGACAAGAAAACACCGCGCAGUAGCUUGGAACAUCUGGCGUACCACUGAUCUGUAGCUUGACCAACAUGGCGACUGGAGCCGGAUCUCAUCUAGCACAAGGGAAAGGAGACGACGGACAGGAUUCUCCCCGUACCCACAAGUGCAGCCAUUGCGACAAGGAGUUUCGAUCCAAAAGUAAUCUCAAUCAACACCUGCGAACCCACACUGGUGAGAGACCAUACCUGUGUGGUGAAUGCGGGAAACGGUUUAGUCAUCAAUCUCAUUUAAAGGGCCACAUGAGAACUCACACCGGCGAGAAACCGUACCGAUGUGAGGAGUGCGGCAGGCGGUUUAGUAGGCCGGGCCAUCUGAAGAUACACAUGCGGACUCACACCGGAGAGAAACCGUACAAGUGUAAUGAAUGCCGCAAACAGUUUAUUCAGCUAUCAAAACUUAAGAGUCACAUGCGCACUCACACUGGGGAAAGACCGUACAGGUGCGAGGAGUGCAGCAAGCAGUUUAGUGAUCUACGGGCUGUAAAGAGACACAUACGAACUCACACCGGUGAGAAACCGUACACAUGCGAGGAGUGCAGCAAACAGUUCAGUGACCUGGGUCAUCUGAAGAGACACGUACGGAUCCACUCCGGCGAGAAACCGUACAAGUGUGAGGAGUGCAACAAACAGUUUAAUACGCUGACAAAUCUGAAGGCACACAUGCGGACUCACACUGGGGAAAAGCCAUUCAGGUGUGAGGAGUGCAGCAAGCAGUUCAGUCAGCUGGGUAAUCUGAAAGCACAUAAGAUGACUCACACCUGUGAGAGACCGUACAGGUGUGAGAAAUGCAACAAAGGCUUUCGCCAGUCAAGUGACUUGCGUGUCCACAUGCAAGCUCACACUGGCGAAUGCCUGUCAAUGCCUGUGUGAAGAUUACAACAUGUGGCGCAGUAUGAGACAUAGGUGAUGCCAGGGAAGGGACGUCAGCUCUUUUUGACAGGGGUAUUUUGACAGGAAUUUUUUGUUACGUAUGUUUCGGAAGAUAUACUGAUUGUGAUUCAGUACAGUACACGUUGGACUGACAUAAAAUGUCCAUGACCCCACUAAAACAAUAACGAUAGCUAUUUUUAAGGAAAUGAUAACUUGGUUUCGUCGUAUAUGAUUAUUAUUUGGUAAUUAGAGCUGUUCAUUUGAUGUUACAGUUAUGUUACAGUUGUGUUUUCUUUACUGUAGUUGCUGGAGGACUAAAUGUUUCUUUAUAUUUGACUGAUAAGCAUUUAAUGUUAACUGUAGCAAACAAGGUAGUUGGACCAAAAAGUUGCGAAGUAAUGUUUGCCCUUGUACCGUGCGCUGUACGUUGGUAGAGAUUUGCAGCUUGUCUGCACUCCAUAUGCUGUAAGCUGCUAGUGAUUUGUAUAACUUUCUCAAUUUCUUCAAUAAACUAAGACACGCUAUGUCU